This is a messenger RNA of Temnothorax curvispinosus, 768 nucleotides long. RefSeq lists its product as uncharacterized. Gene Ontology annotation, molecular function: odorant binding; olfactory receptor activity. The coding region runs from base 1 to 702 and encodes 233 amino acids. NCBI's taxonomy places the organism in Eukaryota, Metazoa, Arthropoda, Insecta, Hymenoptera, Formicidae. Gene Ontology annotation, biological process: detection of chemical stimulus involved in sensory perception of smell; sensory perception of smell. The record is from RefSeq and is a predicted model, not a curated record. Gene Ontology annotation, cellular component: plasma membrane. The transcript is spliced from 3 exons.
AUGCGCAUACUUAAGUUGACUUUCAUACUUUUAACGAUAUGUGGAUGUUGGCGACCAGAUUCUUGGUCAUCAUUGCAUAAACGCUUAGCAUACUACGUGUAUGCAAGUAUAAUAGUUUUAUUACUAAAUACCUUUUUGCUCUCGCAAUUGAUGGACGUAAUUCUAACAGUUGACAAUGCUGACGAUUUUUCUGAUAAUUUCUUUGUACUAAUUUGCAUGUUUAUUUCUUGCUGUAAAUCGUUCAUUAUGCUCAUAAAUCGCAAAAACAUUAUCAUGCUGGUCGACAUAUUGAUGGAGAAACCGUGUAGACCGUCGAGAUCGACUGAAAUUAAUAUUCUCUAUAAAUUCGAUAAAAGCAUACAAAUUAAUACUUGGCGCUUCGUAUGUUUGGGAACUGUAACAUUAUCAUGUAUCAUGUUAUCUUCUUUAUCUAUAAACUUCAGACAUAGAAAAUUAACAUACAGAGCAUGGUUACCAUUUGACUACUCAUCAACGUUACUGUUCUAUCUGGCUUACAUUCAUCAACUGAUAAGUUUGACUGUCGCAGCAUUCUUAAAUGUUGGCUUCGAUACUCUCAUCUGUGGAUUAUUAGUACAUGUUUGCUGCCAAAUAGAGAUCUUUACUUAUCGUUUGAGAAAAAUUGUAUCUUAUUCAGACGUUCUUCGCGAUUGCACUUGUGUCUGUUAUAAAUACGAAAUUUAGACUGAUUAUUACUAUCCAAUUUAUAAUGAGUACAUUGGUGAUAUGCUUCAGCCUUUAUCAAAUAAG